Aureococcus anophagefferens is the source of this 824-nucleotide messenger RNA. RefSeq lists its product as hypothetical. The annotation marks the transcript as partial. The transcript has a single exon. Lineage: Eukaryota; Pelagophyceae; Pelagomonadales; Pelagomonadaceae. The record is from RefSeq and is a predicted model, not a curated record.
AUGAAGCCUCGGAAGCCGCGCAACAGCAAGGUCCAUGCGACGGACGACGAGGAGGCGCCCCCGCCGAAGGGGACGCCGGGCACGGCGACCCCGACGACGCCCAAGACGCCCGGGGGCGGCGCCGCCGCCACGGUCCCCGGGGCCGCGACGACGACGCGGCGCAAGAAGGACGACGAGCCCAAGGGGCCGGGCGUGCUGAACGCGAAGACCUACGAGCAGCGCGAGUCGACGGUGGGGAAGAUGGUCGAGGACAUCGACGUCGCGAAGCACGACCAGCACAGCGGCGCGCUGGCGGCGUUCCUCGACCUCCUCGGCAUCCGCAAGGACGCGCCCGUCGUGCCGCAGAACGCGUCGGCGGGCGCCGUCGCGCGGACCUACGUCGCGCUCAAGGCCGCGCCCGGCGGCGCGCGCGCCGGCGACGCAGCCUACUCCUUCGCGACGCACGGCAAGCGCGGGAGGGAAAAGUCCGAGGCCGCGCUCGCGCGCGAGUACAAGGAGACGCGCGAGCGGCUCAAGGCGCAGACGGCGUUGGUCAUCGCGCGCCAGAAGGACCGCGCCGAGGAGGCCGUGCGCAAGGCGCGCGAGGGCGAGAUCCACUACGACCCGUCGCGGCGGACGACGUGGCACGCGACGCGGACGCGCGAGUUCGAGGUCGCGACGUCGAGCGGCGAGCGGGAGUCGCUGCAGCUCAAGGUCUGGACGACGGCGGACAUCCGGCGGGACUCGCGGCGGCCGAGCGGCUUCCGCCUGCCCUUCGGGCGCCGCGGCUCGGCCAAGGUCGUCAGGAACUCGAAGGCGCCGACGCGCUUCGCGGAGUUCAACCU